AUGGACCUUGAAAUCAACCGCAGCACCGCUGGCGAGCCUGGGCAAGGCUUCGAUGACGAUACGAUCAAGCGCAUACACGACGAAUUCGAGCACCUCAACUUCCAGUACCAGACCGAGCUGAAUCAGCAACUCCAGAAGGGCGUCAUGCUGUUCGCAUCGGCCACGACUCGCAACAACUACCACAAGAACCGAUACUCCAACAUUCUCGCCACCGAGUCGACAAGGGUCAAGCUGAUAGCGCAUCGCGACCUCUUCCUCGACAGCGACUACAUCAACGCGAACUACAUCGAUGGCGAGAUCCCCGGUUCCAAGAAGACCUAUAUCGCCUGCCAGGCGCCUCUCCCCUCGACUCUCAGCCACUUUUGGCUCAUGCUCUGGGAAAACGAAAGCGCAGUCAUCGUCAUGCUCACCCGCCUGUGCGAGCGCGAGCGCGUCAAGGCUACGGCCUACUGGCCCGAGGACGUCGGCGAGAAGAAGCACUUCGGGCCAUUCUGCGUCACCUACGUCAAGGGCAAGAUCAUCAACACCUAUCUCGAGCAGCGGGUCUUCGAGGUGGAGCACGCCGGCCAGACUCGGCAGAUCAUUCAGCUGCACUACACCGAAUGGCCCGAUUUCGGAACCCCCGAAUCCACGCAGACGAUCCGCGAGCUCGUCGGUCUGAUGGACGUCUACCGCAUGAAGGGCAAGCUCUCUGGUCUUGGCGGGCCGAUCGUCGCGCACUGCUCGGCCGGCGUAGGACGAGCGGGCACCUUCGUCGCCAUCCACAUCUGCCUCGAGAAGAUGAAGUAUUUCAACUCGCUCGACCAGGUCAUCGACAUCCCUCGCACGGUCAUGCUGCUUCGACAGAGCCGCACCGGCAUGGUGCAAACGCCCGAGCAGUAUCGCUUCAUCUACGACGUCGUCCGCGAUGCCAGGCAGGAGUUCAAGGAGCGCGCACAGAGGGUGUUUGCUGCUCCCGGUCCUUCCCAGGUCGACGGCGACUUCAAGAGGCCUCACACCACCAAGCGGUCCAAGAUGCUCGACGGCGAAUGGGUGGACCCUCCGCGGUCCUUGCGAAGCAGCUGUGCCGCCUGCUACACCGCCUCUUCGUCGCUGUCCCUCGCCUCCUCUUCGCCGUAUGCCGUCGUCGCUGGAGACUCAAGCUCCUCGGAAGCAAGCGAGCUCUACGUCAGCGGGCCUACGACGGCCGAGGAGCGACGGAAGGCGUUCGCCACGACCGAGAAGAAGCGAAGACUCUCUUUUUCGCGUUCCUAG
This is a messenger RNA of Acanthamoeba castellanii str. Neff, 1254 nucleotides long. Its product is annotated as Tyrosine phosphatase. Gene Ontology annotation, molecular function: protein tyrosine phosphatase activity. The transcript is spliced from 2 exons. The record is from RefSeq and is a predicted model, not a curated record. Bases 1 to 1254 code for a protein of 417 amino acids. Gene Ontology annotation, biological process: protein dephosphorylation. NCBI's taxonomy places the organism in Eukaryota, Discosea, Longamoebia, Acanthamoebidae.